Molecule: messenger RNA, 1334 nt
Organism: Phaeodactylum tricornutum CCAP 1055/1
Lineage: Eukaryota; Bacillariophyta; Bacillariophyceae; Surirellales; Neidiaceae
Exons: 1
Coding region: 105-1334 (409 amino acids)
Molecular function (GO): protein binding
Source: RefSeq, a predicted model, not a curated record
CAGGACUCGUCUUUCCUACUACAUCAAUCUUCGUUCGCCGGACCAAACAGUACCUUGUAGACCUUUUCGAAGAAGCUUCCCUUUCCAUUUAGAACCCUUGUUGAAUGCGACGAGUGCUUGAACAACGGAGUCUCGCGAGGUUCUCGCAAAGGCUCAGGAACUCGGCGUACGAUUCCAACGAACGAGCGCGUUUGACAGCCAAUGAGUUCGCGAACAGUGGCCGCAAAGGACUCAACCAAAGACCGCUCUCCACGACGGCACAAUCUACCGACGUAUCUUCACAGUACAAGUCUCCUCUGAUUCAUCACGAGUCCAAUGAUUGGAGAGAUUGGUUCUCGGCGACGGAAUACGCCAAUCCAUGGGAUGCCGAGGAAUCCGGCCUGCAUACCUUGGAACACGUCCCAUUGGAUAUCGAAACUCGCCAUAUUGUACAGCUCUUGCAUGAACUCUAUCUUUUUGGACAGCCAACUACCAAUAAUCGUGUCACCACCGAGCGCUGCAAUCACACACUGAAACAUAUGUUUUCGAUACCGAUCGAAGAUCGUGCGGACCGAGCGGACGCCAUCCUUAAGCGGAUGGAACUAUUUGACAAUCUCAAACCUCCCAGUCAAUGUGGGCGUUGGCCUUUGGAAGUUCCCAGGCCAAAUCGAGAAACCUACAAUCUCGUGUUACAGAUCUUUGCGAAAACCUCAGGGACUCGCGAAUUAGCGGAACGGGCCGAAGCCAUUGUUCAAAAGAUGGAAUGGCGCUACCAAACCCUCGGUGAACUCGACAUGAAGCCGCAUGCCUUUCACUGGAACUGUGUGAUGUUGACCUAUAAGGAAUGUACUGAUUGGGACAAAUCGUUAUAUGCCGCGAAACUAGUACUGGAACGCCUACGCCAUGACCCAACCGUCUUUGAUCCUUCGUUGUUUGUCAAUUUGCUCCGAGUCUUUGCGCAUCGGCACGUUAACGAAAAAGCGGCGCUUUUAGGCGCCAACUUGGCAAUCAAAGUCUGGCAAGACAUGAUUGAAGACAACUCGUUUGAGUUGCCGGAGCUGCCUUCCCAUUUCUAUGGACACUUUCUACAGGCUAUUCGUUGCCUACCGGAAGAAAACCAAUUUCGGGCCCAAUACUUUGAUGCGUGCUUCCUUCGUGCUUGCCAGGAGGGAAAGAUCAACAGGAUUGUUUUGGACGAGUUUCUGACGCACGUGCGUUCCCGCAAAGUCUCCGAUAAGCACAUCGGUAUUUACACGAGAAAGACCUUUGCAUUGUCGAAGACUGAUGCGGUUGAUGCAAUAUUGGAAAUGAUGCCCGACUCUUGGAAAGCCAACGCGGAAGUGCCAAGUGGAUAA